CGGCUCUCCCGCCCUCCCUCAGAAGACCGUCCAUUACAAGCAGGCGUAGUGUUGGAAGAAAGGUAGCGGGUUGCAAGGAUGGAAGACAGCAUGGACAUGGACAAUCUGGCUCCUCUUCGCCCCCAAAACUUCCUAUUCGGCUGUGAGCUGAAAGCUGACAAAAAAGAACAUGCGUUUAAAGUGGAUGAUGAUGAAAACGACCAUCAGCUGUCUUUAAGAACGGUUACUUUGGGUGCUGGUGCUAAAGAUGAGCUGCACAUUGUUGAAGCUGAAGGAAUGAACUAUCAAGCAAAACCUAUUAAGAUUGUGCUUGCAUCCUUGAAACCAUCUGUACAACCAACGGUAUCACUUGGUGGCUUUGAAAUUACACCUCCAGUGACUUUGAGACUUAAGGCUGGUUCUGGCCCUGUAUAUGUCAGUGGGCAGCAUCUUAUUGCAUUGGAAGAAGGAUUGGAGUCAUCAGAUGAGGAUGAAGACGAGGAAGAAGAGAAUGCAGGAAUUGUAAAGAAUGCGAAAAGGGCUGCAGCAGCUUCUUCAUCAAAGGUUCCACAGAAAAAGGCAAAAAUAGAAGCUGAAGAAGAUGAUUUUGACGAUGAAGAUGAGGAUGAUGAUGAUGAUGAUGAUGAUGAUGAUGACGACGAUGAAGAUUUGGAGGAAGAAGAAACCCCUGUGAAAAAGCCUCAAGCUGCAAAGCCUAAAUCUGCGCAGAAAUCCAACCACAAUGGAAAGUUAUCUGAACCGUCCACACCUGCUAAACCUGUUAAAACACCUGAACAGAAAGGGAAACGAGAGGCAAAGCAGCAUACACCAAAGUCUCCAAAAACACCCUUUACACUUGAAGAGAUAAAGGCAAAGAUGAAGGGGACUUUAGACAAGGGUGGCGCACUUCCAAAAAUUGAAGCAAAGUUCACAAACUACGUGAAGAACUGCUUCAGAAUGGAUGACCAGAAGGUCAUACAAGAUCUCUGGAAGUGGAGCCAAUUGCUAAAAGAUAAAUAAACUGCCUGUUUCUCUUACUGUUCUCCUCCAUUUCACAUCUUGUUUUAUAUUUGUUUCUUUCUUUGUAAGUAGAACAGAAUGUAUCGGUCUGUUAUGCCAAGAAUGUUCAAUGCCUGAAACUGCAUAUUUUGUACACAAAUGUUUUGUGAAAGUACUGUAAGAUGAUUGGGCAGAUGGUCUAAAGUUCAAACAUACAUGUUUAAAUAAAUCUGUAUUUUUUACUUC
This is a messenger RNA of Nanorana parkeri, 1224 nucleotides long. RefSeq names its product nucleophosmin (gene NPM1). The record is from RefSeq and is a predicted model, not a curated record. The coding region runs from base 79 to 999 and encodes 306 amino acids. The transcript has 11 exons. NCBI's taxonomy places the organism in Eukaryota, Metazoa, Chordata, Amphibia, Anura, Dicroglossidae. Gene Ontology annotation, biological process: ribosomal large subunit export from nucleus; positive regulation of transcription by RNA polymerase II; chromatin remodeling. Gene Ontology annotation, cellular component: cytoplasm; nucleoplasm; centrosome. Gene Ontology annotation, molecular function: RNA binding; chromatin binding; histone binding.